AUGGGUCCGCAUGUCGAAGAUGCUUACGGGCGGGAGUGCCUUGCGUCUUUGUACCGCGGGCCAACGUACGUUCCUCCCGUCCUGUCGCUCUCGAGGCGGCUAUGCUGCGGCUUCGCAAACGAGCAGAGCCCGUUGUUAAACAAGUCCGUCUUUCUCCGUCUCAAACGGAUCGAAGAACACUUGGGGCUGCCGCCCUUGAGCAAUGUCGACGAGCCCGAGUCGCCUCCGUCUCCGGAGAUGACGGCACUGGAGCCUGGGACGCCUGGGGAAACUUCACUCGGCGCUCUCUGGGGUGCGGUAUCUGUGCUCAGAAGAAGCUGCUCCUCCAAUGUCAGCUCAAACAUAUGGGACAAGGUCAUGAUCAAGCGCCUCUGGCUGUCAUUCCACGAGUCCAUGCCGGGGCUGCACUUUCUCCCGACAAAACAGACGUUCUCGUCUCCGAGACCACUCAUGCUGGCCUCUAUGCUCUACUGCUCCAGCAUCAGGGGCUCGCCUGACGUUGCCGUCUUGGCGCCGGAUUACUUCACCGUCUUGUGCAGCGCCAUCUCCCAGCUGUGCAUACCGCAGAGCGAAGUCGGCCAGCCUCCUGACGAAAAGACUUCCGCCGAAGAAUGGGCGUUUCAAACGGUGUUGGGUAUCAUACUCGCCGGCCUGCUGAGGGAAGCCGUCGUGAAAGAGACCGGGGUCUGGAUAUCCCUCGCAUACCGUCUCAUAUUGGAGCAUUGCCCCUCUCAUACCGAUGAGCGAUCUCGCGAGUGGCGACGUUUGUUCGCCGGCUUACAGAUCGUGGAUCUUGAACAUGCGUCAAUCCACCUGUCGUGUCCUGUCAUUCCCAUCGAGGCGCCGCUUCCAAGACUGAAGAUCCCACUGCAGGAUCAGUUAUAUCGGUUGUCACGGAUGAUGCACACAGGUUUGACUCACUUUACGGGGAGGGGCCUCCCGACAAUCUGGUCGUGCUUCGAAACCGAGCCCACCGUGGCGCAGAUCUCUUCUGUUUCGUUCAGCGGGGUUGACGGCGCUGUCAUCCGCGACUGGGCGCGGCAGCUGGACGACUGGCUCGUGGAGUUUAGUGACAAGGACUUUGAGUCGGAGCACGAGAAGAAGCUCGUGUUCCGGCAGUACAUCCUGCAUCGACUCCUUGUCUUGUCUAUAUACCACCCUGCCAGAGGCUGCAACCUGUUCUCAAACACCACCCCGAAAGAGCAGCACGAGCUUCUGGUCUCUGCUAGAGCGGCCGUCAAACUCCAGAUGUGCGACUCUUCGAUAUGGUCUAAUUGGGAUUUGGUCAUGAUCACGUGGGCUGCUCUUAUCGUACUUCAAGGAGUGGACGGAGGGGUAGGGGAACCUGAAGAUUUAGAAAACGUAGGCGUUCACCUGCAAAGGUUGAAGGAGAUGUACGAGCCGAAACCCAGCCUUCGGGGAAUGCUGGCUGCCCGGCUCGAGCAGAAGCUUCAGGGACUUCACACGCCUGCGUCUGGGGAUGCCGAGGGUUUUGAACUAGAGAUUCGCAACCUGGACAACUCGUGGUACAUCUUUGACCAGUCCAGCCUUCAGGCUGGCUAUAACUUGUGGUCGUAUGAGAACCAGGGCGGUUGA
Molecule: messenger RNA, 1596 nt
Organism: Colletotrichum graminicola M1.001
Lineage: Eukaryota; Fungi; Ascomycota; Sordariomycetes; Glomerellales; Glomerellaceae
Exons: 5
Coding region: 1-1596 (531 amino acids)
Source: RefSeq, a predicted model, not a curated record